AUGGAGUCUCUUAAGAACAGUUUCAUCCCGGGUCAGCUUCUAGAUGGGCGCUUCCGCACUGUGGCCCCUCUCAAUCAUGGGUCGUUUGGCAUGGUCUUUCUUGCAACCGACAUCAAGACCGGCCGCGACGUUGCCAUCAAGUGCAUGCUGAAAUCCUCGAAUGAUUCAUGGAACCCGUCUUCCAGCGAUAGCCGGUUUGAGGAGCUUGACUGUCACCAACGCCUCGCAUAUCAUCCUAAUAUUGUCAAUCUUGUCCACCACUUCGAAACAGCUACUCACCUUUACCUUGUGUUGGAGUAUUGUGCGAAUGGAGACCUAUACGAAGCCAUCAGAUUGAACCGUGGUCCACUCGAGACGGAGCAUGUUCGCGAGUUCAUGCUCCAACUUGUGAGUGCAGUGGAAUUCAUGCAUGCUAAUGGCCUCUAUCACCGAGACAUUAAGCCGGAGAACAUCUUCCUUACUCAAGAUGGAUCCAUGAAGCUCGGCGAUUUGGGCCUGGCGACCCGAGAGACCUGGUGUUAUGAGUCAUGUGUUGGAAGUGACCGCUACAUGGCCCCGGAACAGUACGACCCCGCUAACAACGGAUACUCUCCCGCGAAAGCGGACAUCUGGGCUAUCGGUAUCUGCCUACUGAAUGUUUUAUUUGCUCGUAACCCAUUUGCUACGCCAACCGAGUCCGACAUCCUGUUUGCUGAUUAUGUUAGAGACCGACAGUCUCUUUUUGACAUCUUCCCCAACAUGUCUCAGGAUACCUUUGAGAUUCUGAGGAUCAGCAUGGCUCUCGACGCUGAGAAGCGGUCUCUCUCCGGCAUCCGGGAUGCGAUCAUGCGGGCUGUAUCCUUUACGACGGAUGAUGAAGCUCUGGAUGAAUUCUGUACUGACGAGCGCGAGGUGGUUCCCGCAAGUGCCAAUCGCGAACCCCUUCGGACUCCCUCCAUCCAAAGUCCCCAAAUCAAUCAAGGCGACUCCUUUCCCUGGGCAAAGGCGCUCCAGUCCAGCCCACCACAGCCCAUUCGACAGCUCUCCGCCAUUCCCGACAACGAGAGCUACUCGGAAGACCUUUUCCCACCAUCCGAAACAGCCGGCACUUCUUGGUUCUCGGUCCAUCAUACUCCCUCCAUGGCUUCAGUCUUGGAAUCUUCUCUCGGAGACUCGUAUCGGUCUACUGCUUUGCCAGUGCUUACAAAGGCCGCUCCUCGUUACCCGCCUCCCUCUGAUCCUGUUACUAUUACUGGAUCUCUGCCUAGCCAAGCAGCCAAGCCUAUACCGUCUCUGUCGAUGGUAUUCGGGCGAAAGAACAAGAGUAGCGAGCAAAUUUCUAAGAGCUGGAGCGACCUUUGGGAAGAGGAAGAAUCUGAAUACGAGGAUACGGCUCUGAAUCAACGGCGCGAACAGAACUCCCGUAGCUGGAGCCACGAGAGCACAUCUGUGGACACGGGCAGUUCCUUGACAACAUGUUUGCAAGAGUCUCGUUCCACUUCCGUUCUCGAUUCCCGUAAUGAGCCCUCGCGUCCGAUCGAGCCGUCGAAUAAGCCUGCAGAGCGUGUGCCUGUCGCCGUUGCCAAGGUUAUCCCUUCCAACACUAAGACUUCUCCGAAGAAGACCAGUCUGGAUAAGUGGGCUGCUCUAGGUGAUAAGAGACGGAACUUCAAGCCGGCGGAGCAUUCUUUCGAGUCGAAACGUUUCCCUAACAACAUGACAUGGCGGAAGGAUUGGGGUCUGGGUUCCUCAGGGUUUGAUUAUGGUUCAUGGGCUAAAAAGGAAAGCCUUGCUGCUCAAGAUCGGCGCCGUCGUCAAUUCCUCAAUAGAGAUUGGCGACGUGAUUCCUUGGAAAGUCCGAAACAUGUCAACACCAAGUCUGAUUAUCAUGGCAGCAUCGAUGAGGAUCUUGACCUCGUAGGAGGCUGGCAUGAUUUGCAUUUGUAGGCGAGGCUACACCCUGGUUUCUAAGCAAUAUCAUCGCGCGCCUUGUCUCCGUUCUCAGCCUUUCGUGUCAUGUUGUGUCUGUUUCAUGCGCUCGAAGCCAAAGUCG
Messenger RNA from Aspergillus nidulans FGSC A4, 2032 nucleotides. Its product is annotated as protein ksp1. The transcript has a single exon. The record is from RefSeq and is a predicted model, not a curated record. Gene Ontology annotation, molecular function: kinase activity; protein kinase activity; ATP binding. Bases 1 to 1926 code for a protein of 641 amino acids. NCBI's taxonomy places the organism in Eukaryota, Fungi, Ascomycota, Eurotiomycetes, Eurotiales, Aspergillaceae.